AUGGUCUAUAUCAACCGGUACUAUAUCACCCUGCUCUAUAUCACCCUGCUCUAUAUCAGCCUGCUCUAUAUCAGCCUGCUCUACAUCAACCUGCUCUAUAUCAGCCUGCUCUACAUCAAUCUGCUCUACAUCAGCCUGCUCUAUAUCAGCCCCAGCUCCCCCCUCUGCUACAUCAACCUGCUCUAUAUCAGCCUGCUCUACAUCAACCUGCUCUAUAUCAGCCUGCUCUACAUCAAUCUGCUCUACAUCAGCCUGCUCUAUAUCAGCCCCAGCUCCCCCCUCUGCUACAUCAACCUGCUCUAUAUCAGCCUGCUCUAUAUCAACCUGCUCUAUAUCAACCUACUCUAUAUCAGCCUGCUCUAUAUCAACCUGCUCUAUAUCAGCCUGCUUUAUAUCCACCUGCUCUAUAUCAGUCUGCUCUAUAUCAGCCUGCUUUAUAUCACCCUGCUCUAUAUCAGCCUGCUCUACAUCAAUCUGCUCUAUAUCAGCCUGCUCUACAUCAACCUGCUCUAUAUCGUCCUGCUCUACAUCAACCUGCUCUACAUCAGCCUGCUCUAUAUCAGCCCCAGCUCCCCCCUCUGCUACAUCAACCUGCUCUAUAUCAGCCUGCUCUAUAUCAGCCUGCUCUAUAUCAGCCUGCUCUAUAUCAGCCUGCUCUAUAUCACCACAGCCUCCAUGGCCGAGGAGACGUCCUCCCCCUCCCCCUUCUCCUCCUCCCACGCGUUCCCCCCCAACGCCUCGGCCAACGAGUCCCUCCAGAGCGUCCCGUUCGAGGGCAGCAGCACGCUGCUCACGGCGCUUGUGUCGCUCACGGUGAUGGUGGUGGGGCUGGCGGGCAACACGCUGGCCAUCUACGUGGUGCUGCGCCACGCAAAGAUGAAGACGGUCACCAACAUCUACAUCCUGAACCUGGCGGUGGCCGACGAGCUGUACAUCGCAGGGCUGCCCUUCCUCACCACGCAGAACGUUCUCUCAUACUGGCCCUUCGGCUCCUUCCUGUGCCGCGUUGUCAUGACCGCCGACUCCAUGACCCAGUUCACCUCCAUCUUCUGCCUGACCGUGAUGUCGGUGGACCGCUACCUGGCGGUGGUCCACCCCAUCCGCAGCACUCGCUGGAGACACCCCCACGUGGCCAAGGGCGUGAGCGUGGCCGUGUGGGCGGUGUCCUUCGUGGUGGUGCUGCCGGUGGUCAUCUUCUCCGACGUCCAGGAAACCUUCAACUCGUGCAACAUGAUCUGGCCGGAGCCCAAGAACGUGUGGUCGACGGCCUUCAUCUUCUACACAGCCACACUGGGCUUCUUCGGGCCGCUCUUCAUCAUCUGCCUCUGCUACCUCCUCAUCGUCAUCAAGGUAAAGUCCUCAGGCAUGCGGGCGGGGUUCACCAAGCGGAGGCGGUCUGAGCGUAAGGUGACCCGCAUGGUGGUGGUCAUCGUUGUGGUGUUUGUGCUCUGCUGGCUGCCGUUCUUCAUCAUCAACAUUGUGAAUCUGGUGGUCAUCAUCCCGGAGUCCAGCGCCACGGCCGGGAUCUACUUCUUCUCCGUCAUCCUGUCCUACGCUAACUCCUGCGCUAACCCGCUACUCUACGGCUUUCUGUCGGACAACUUCAGGCAGAGCUUCAAGAAGGUUCUCUGCGUGAGAAGUUUGCGGCGUAAGACCAACGGCGUGGAGGACGGGGACCCCAGCGCCCCUCGUACUGAGAAAACCACCACACAUAACGGGCCCUACCCGUCUCCCGGGGGCCCCCACUGCAGACAGGUGGCCCAGCUCUCCGGUCCCCCUGAGGAGGAGCUCAGCCCUACCUGUCCCUCGCUGGUCGGUCAGACCAGCCUUUAG
Messenger RNA from Gadus chalcogrammus (walleye pollock), 1833 nucleotides. It is a transcript of the gene sstr5, whose product is annotated as somatostatin receptor type 5. Bases 1 to 1833 code for a protein of 610 amino acids. Gene Ontology annotation, molecular function: somatostatin receptor activity; neuropeptide Y receptor activity; neuropeptide binding. Gene Ontology annotation, biological process: regulation of insulin secretion; cellular response to glucocorticoid stimulus; neuropeptide signaling pathway. NCBI's taxonomy places the organism in Eukaryota, Metazoa, Chordata, Actinopteri, Gadiformes, Gadidae. The record is from RefSeq and is a predicted model, not a curated record. Gene Ontology annotation, cellular component: membrane; neuron projection. The transcript is spliced from 6 exons.